This is a messenger RNA of Phycodurus eques (leafy seadragon), 2729 nucleotides long. RefSeq lists its product as uncharacterized. The coding region runs from base 1 to 948 and encodes 315 amino acids. The record is from RefSeq and is a predicted model, not a curated record. NCBI's taxonomy places the organism in Eukaryota, Metazoa, Chordata, Actinopteri, Syngnathiformes, Syngnathidae. The transcript is spliced from 4 exons.
AUGAACGCGCAGCGCCGUCAGCCGUCCGAUGAUACAAACGGCAAACGUAGCAACCUGACACGGCCCGAUUUCCGGAUCCGGAAACGUCAGAGGCAACGGAUCCGCUACAGAAUCUACGUCGUGCAGCAGGUGAGCAGAAGUCGUGUUGGAAUUCCUCAGCUGGACACUUGCGCAAAUAGGAAAGCGGUCCGAAGUUUCUUCCACUUAAGGUCAAACGGGGGACGGGCAGGCGGGCGAGGACGACCGCGCUUCAAAUGUGAAAUCGUCCAAAAUGGAGGCCGAAAGAGCUGUCAUGCAGUCCCGCAGGAAAACCGUCAAGUGCAAAAUGGCGUUAAGUUAACAGUCGGUAGUGUCGCUAGUGUCUGCCGUGCGGCGGUCGAGCCUGCAAAAUGUCUCGCUGAUGGGAAAUAUGCGAUUUCUUCUGCGUUUCAACGGGGGGGCGCGACCUUCGACCGAGGAAAAAGCGCCGAACGUCGGCGUACGGGAAGCUCUCCGAGACCGAAGACCGGAGCCGCCUCGUCCUCCGCGACGUCGACCUGCUGCGCCGUGGACGACCGCAAUACCUACGCCCGCCGACGGUCCCCUUCGGCUUCGCUCGCCUCGCUCACCUUUGACCUUCGCACAGCCGCGCGUCGAGCCGACGUCUGUCGUCAUCUCCGCCUUUCGUCGCGCUCUCCGCGCUCGCUGCUUCCUGUUCAGAGACACCGAACGCGAGUGGCUCUGUCCGGCAUGAAGGCUGUGCGCCCCCCAGUGGCCAUCGCUCGCUACAGAACGAUCGAGCACGGACGAGACCGAGGGAAUGAGCCCGACCCGCAGAGUCGGAGGUUGUCCUUUUUUUGUGGCGGCGCCGAACCAGACUUUGAUGGAAGAACACAGGACCGAUUCGAUGACCGCUGCGUAGAACUGCCUCAGCAGCUCCGGUGGCAGGCCGUGCUUUCUCACAAGUAGUACAGCAGAGGAAGUACAUCCUCCGCUGGGCCUUUUUGAGGACGGAGUUGAUGUCGAUCGGCCACUUCAGGUCCCGGGAGACCGUAAUUCCCGGGAACUGGAAGGUCUCGACGGUUGACACGAGGGGGCCGGACGGCGUGAGGGGCGGCUGUGGCGAAGGACGCCUCCUGAAGUCCACGAUCAUCUCUACGGUUUUGAGCGCGUUUACCUCCAGGUGGUCAGCCGCGCCGCAGCUAGCGCCGGCCGCUCCGCUUCCUGUCGAUACGCAGACUCGUCGCCGUCUUCGAUGAGGCCGAUGUCGGCGGUGUCGUCUGCAAACAUCCGGCGUUCGACAGCCGGGCGCGUUGAGGUGCAGUCGUUCGUGUAAAGAGCAGCGGAGAGAGGACGCGUCCUCGGGGCGCCCCGGUGCUGGAUGAGGUGGUGACCCCCGGUGACCCCCGGCCUCACCUGCUGCGUCCCGCCCGUCGGGAAGCCGUAAAUCCGCCGGCAGACGGCUGGAGAAGCUCGGAGGAAAGGAGUUCGGGGAUGAUGGUGUCGAACGCUGAGCUGAAGUCCACGAACAGGAUCCUCGCGAAGGUCCCCGCGGCGUCCGGGAUGAAUUGCAGUCAUUAUCGCACUACUGGCACUUCACGUUCUCGAAGACUCUGGACCAUUUGCUCAAUUGUCAGUGUGCCAGAUGAUUGCUCUAUUAGUCAUCAACUAACAUCCGAGCGCUCGAGGACUCUGCAACUGUCAUUGUGUCAGCAUGACCGCGCGACCGCUAAGCUUUCAUUGCUCAGUGACGCUCCGUAGUGCGCUUUUAUGUCUUCAAGUAUUUGUUGUCCAAAUGCGGCUGUCUCUUGUACUCGAGCGGCUCCGAGUGCCGGAGACAAAUUCCUUGUGGGUUUUUGACAUACUUGGCAAAAUAAAGAUGAUUCUCUCGCUAGAUAGAGAAUGUAUUCAACAUAGAACUGAGGAAGCAGAGAAUAAAUAUAAGGAUAUGUACAAAUAGCACAAUUGUAGAAAAACAUUGGAAUAUUAAAAGCAUAGAAACUUGAUGAAUUCAUGUGAUUAGAGAUAGAGACAUUUUAGUGAUCAUGAUGCGGAUAUAAAUACAUUUAAAAAAAAAAAAAGGAAGAGGUGGUAAAACCGUUCAAGAACCCUUUCCAAGCACUGGACCAACUUUAGCGAAAACAUCCCUGGGGAUGCGCCGACCUCAACCGACACUAGUCGCUGAAAAAGACAUUAUUGACGUUGUCAACAAAUGCCAAAUGAAAAGCUCAUAAAGGUGCUAGCGCUAAACCAGUAGCACGCAUCUGCGACCUGUCAUCCCACAUGUCCUCGUAAAAUGAAAACAGCCAAAAUCAUACCAGCGUUCCAAAACUGGCAAUAAACACAAUCGAUUUCUCCGCGCCAACAAUUGCGGAAAAUGUUUUCAUCACGGAUUAUGUAAAUAAACACACGUUACGCAUCGAUUGCAAACGGCGUACAGCCCUAGCAGAACUCAAAAGAACUUUCGGAUCAGUAAAUCGCACGAGUUCGGCGGCGUGUGAAAGUGCGCGGCGGCCCAAACGAAAAUAGGACAUCCUCUUCACAAUGUGCACGAAUCAUUUGCACCUUCACCAUCGUCUCUAUUGAUCAAAUAGAUUGUUUACUGAAUUUCCAUCGAGAGCUAUCGUUCUCCUAGGUACAUGAGGAAUAAUGCACAUCAGCACGUCAAAGUGUCUCUGCGGCCUGUGACCUCAUUUGUACUUCAUUCGAGCUUUUCUGCUUUUGGUUGUUUGUUCUCCAUUUCGUCUCGU